CAGAGUGUCCAGGCGGGCAGAUCCUUUUGGCCUGUGGGUGGACCUGCCCUCGAUCGUGUGAUGAUCUCUCUCCGGAUGUGGUCUGUCUCAAUGAUGGUGUUGGCUCCCCUGGUCCUGAUACAUCUCCAGCUUGCAGGUCGUCCUGUGGCUGUCCACAUGGUUUACUCCUUCAGAACGGAUCAUGUGUUCCUCGGAGUGAGUGUCGCUGCAAAUCUCGAGUUCCCAUUCUGACAGGGUCGAGUGUGAACAGCAGCUGGAGUCUGUAUCCCGGUGUGGAGGACUGGCGAUAUAUGAAUGCAGGAGAGCACAUGGAGAUUGGGUGUGAAAACUGUUCCUGUGUCAAUGGGCGACUGGACUGUGUCUCACACUUGGGCUGUCAGUUAGAUGGAGGAUGGGGUUCUUGGAGCACAUGGACCCCCUGCUCUGAGCCUUGUGGAGGUGGCUCCCAGCACCGGGUUCGGGAAUGUGACAGUCCGAGCCCCCGGGAUGGGGGCCGGGGAUGCCGGGGAUCUCCAGACCAGAGGAGGGAAUGCAACAAGAAGCCAUGUGAAGGCUGGAGCUCAUGGACUGAGUGGAGCACUUGUUCCAAGUCGUGUGGGGCAGGAUUUGAGUUUCGCAAUAGGAGCUGUGACUCUGAUCUCCCGGCAUUGUGUGUUGGGAAUUUUGAGGAGACUCGUAGCUGCAAUGGGACGUGUGCUGCUUGGUUGGUGUGGAGUAAAUGGUCACCAUGGUCAACAUGCAGUGUGUCAUGUGGAGGCGGAGAGCAGCUCCGGGUCCGUGACUGUCUCAACCCACCGUGUGAGGGAUUCUCAACUCAAACCAAAACCUGCCAGAGCCAGGUCUGCCUCGCAGUCCUUGGAAUACUGCAUGGAGAGGCAGUCCCUGAGCAGCGUGAGGGCAAACCCAAGACCCAGAGUAGCACGAUGGGAAACCUGAGUCCUGCAGCAGCAGAAAUGGCCUUCAUACAGCUGAGUGCUGGUGUGCAGCAGACUAGAGGCUUGGAGCAGAGCGAGACAGUUGUUAGACCGGGGCCUGACGCAGGUGGUUAG
Chiloscyllium plagiosum (whitespotted bambooshark) is the source of this 1049-nucleotide messenger RNA. The record is from RefSeq and is a predicted model, not a curated record. NCBI's taxonomy places the organism in Eukaryota, Metazoa, Chordata, Chondrichthyes, Orectolobiformes, Hemiscylliidae.